Molecule: messenger RNA, 1875 nt
Organism: Trypanosoma conorhini
Lineage: Eukaryota; Euglenozoa; Kinetoplastea; Trypanosomatida; Trypanosomatidae
Exons: 1
Coding region: 1-1875 (624 amino acids)
Source: RefSeq, a predicted model, not a curated record
AUGAGCGACUCCGUCGAAGACGUCAGUCUGGGCAGGCUCUCGGUCAGCGGCCGAAGCAACCUCUACCUGGACCUGGACUCGCUCAACCACGACCCCGCCUUGCUCUUCUCCACGGAAUUCGCGGGCGACGCCGACGCCGCCGGCGACGGCGCAUUCAUCGAGCGGGCGUUUGCGUCGCUUUCGGAGAGGCCCGGCAGGUUGGACCCGGACGCCCUCACAUUGAUCGAGGAUGUGCUGCAGACGAACAUAUUGGACGAGGCGGCGGGGAUUGACUUUCAGCACUGCUGCCAACAAAUCCUGCCGGAGCAGCCGCAGGAGAAGGAAAACGAGGGGCAAGGCGGGCGCGACCUGCAGCAACCGUACUCCUCCGGCCGGACCGACUCGCUGGGAAGCGUCAGCCCUUUGUAUGAGACGACGCCGCGGUCAACUGACCAAAUAGAUACCCAGCUCAAACAAGCGAUGCCUUCGUCGACAUUUUCUAACAACAGUGAGGCGGCGAAGAAGUCUUCAACAACUGACUCACUAGGCCCUGAAGCUAAUGUGUACACGUCCAUUACAGCAACACCACUGCAGGGGAGAGCACUGGACUUUCGGAGCUUUUUAUCAAAAAAACAGGUCCCCCCUGCGAUACUGAAGGAAGGUUCUGUUGGUGUCUUUGUGGGCCAGUUGCCUUCAACGUACUCCGAGGAAGAUUCUGCCGCCCUCCUUCGUGCCAUUGGCGCCGAUGCUGGGGUGCCAGUUCACGUACGAGACGUGAAAAGCCACAAUCAGAGCCGCACCUGUGCAUUUGUCGUCGUUAACCGCAGCGCACUACCGGUGCUGCUUGGUUACUCCAAACGUGUGUUGUGUGAUGUGUCUUGCGUAUGGGUUGUAGGACGGGAACAGGCUGUUCACCUGAAAUACUACAUCAAUGGCUUUUUGCGGGAUCGCCUUCGUGGCGUCCCCAAGGCCGCUCUUGUGCUGGAGGAACUGACUCCACAGUACAUGCGAAGCCGCACCUCAGCUGGCAAAGGAGGCAAAUCAUCCAAUCGACAAAAAGGGAACGUGACUUCCGCUAGCGAGAACGUUUUCAUGGGCACCCAUGAUGGCAAUCCCAUCGUCACUCACCCGUUUGCAAUGAACUUCCUUUUGCCAGGGUGGAACUCCAUGGAUGCGCCGGGACUUUCCUUUUGCCCUGUUUUCAACAAUACCGGUGCCCCGCCACUUGUGAACACUAACUCCGCCUCAAACGUUCCAGGUGUGAUACAGACCAAUGGAUUCUCGGCAGCACCGUCACCGUCGUUGGUCGCCCCCGCUCCACAAGUCAAUUACUACGUUAUUGGUGGUCCCCCAAACGGACUUCAAGGCAUUGCUCCUGGUCAGGUGAAUGGUCAAGUUCUUUCUCCACCGCCUACAGCCAAUGGAGGCGGUAAGGGUGGAAGCAACGGAGUUGCGAAUGGAGCUAGCAGUUCAGAAAACUUACUCCCAUCAUUUUUGCCGGGUAUCCGCGCUGCGCACGAUCAUGCUCCGUCAUCCCAAAAACUGCCCGAGGGAGUGUCCCGCUGUUCUGUUUGCUCUGCAACUUUUGGGCCGGCGGAGCCCCAGUAUUUCUUUCCCCAAGACAACACAGUGAGGUGCACGCGUUGCAGUAGUCAGCGAGUCGCGAGCGGUGAUGCAUCACAAGCCACAAGGGGAAUGGCAACAUUUAUUAUGCCUCAGUCCAACUUGGGUGGUUUUCCGCAGCCUUCGACUGGAAACACAACGAUGCUCCUCCAUGCACUUCCGCCGUAUAUGCCACUGCCGCAUCCGCAAAAUCAAUUCUUGCCUCAGCUGUCGCAACUACCACUGCCACAGCAGCAACAGCAACACGGCUACACUGUGGGCAGUGGCUGGUAA